Rotaria sp. Silwood2 is the source of this 2684-nucleotide messenger RNA. Lineage: Eukaryota; Metazoa; Rotifera; Eurotatoria; Philodinida; Philodinidae. The record is from the annotation of a GenBank genome assembly.
UCACAUGUCUCAGCUAGACGUGCCAAGUGUCAACGGAUGACCGAUUUUAGACGCUCAAGCAAAAUAAAUGAAAAAUAGACGCAUGAACCGUCUUGUAAGACGCAUGGCAUUUUUUAGAGUGUAUAAAAUAAAACCAAACACAUACUGAUAAAAAUUCGAACUUCCAUUAAAUAUAAACAAUUCUUCCGAAAUAAUUAAAGCUACACAUCAAUAGAUGCCGAAUUGAAUUCUCUACAAGAUGAUGUAUAGCUUAUCUUCGGGCAAUGUAUCCUUUCUUAAAAAAUUAAUUUUUUUCACAAUUUUUUUCAAUUUUUUUAAGAGAAACGUCAUAAUUCACAGGAUAUCAUCCAGAUGGAAAUGGAAUCUGCAUUUGACCUAUACAUCAUUCGAUGCAGAAUUAAAUUCUCUACAACAUGAGCUAGCCCUCCUCUCCGGGCAAUGGACAAUUUCUUUUGAAAAAUAUUUUUUUUAAAAUUUUUUUCCAUUUUCUUGGGUGGCGGAUCCCAAUGUUAGGAAUUUCUCACACAGAUGGAAAUCGAUUCUCUCUAUAUGCUAUAGAGGUGUUUGUAGAGAAUUCAAUUCUCUACAAGAUGAGCUGCUCCUGAUAUCCGGGCAAUGGAUACUUUUUUUUGAAAAAAGUUUUUUCUCAAAAUUUUUUUCCAUUUUUAUGGGUGACGGAUCCAAUUGUUUGGAAUUUCUCAACCCGAUGAAAAACGAUUCUCUCUAUAUGCUACAGAGGGGUUUGUAGAGAAUUCAAUUCUCUACAAGAUGAGCUAGCCCUGAUCUCCGGGCAAUGGAUACUUUUUUUUGAAAAAUAUUUUUUUUUUAAUUUUUUUCCGUUUUUAGGGUAGCGGAUCCAAUUGUUUGGAAUUUCUUAUCCCGAUGGAAAUCGAUUCUUUGUAUAUGCUAUAGAGGGAUUUAUAGAGAAUUCAGUUCUCUACAAGAUCAGCUUACCCUGCUCUCCGGGAAAUGGACAGUUGUUUCUGAAAAAUUAUUUUUUUUUAAUUUUUUUCCGUUUUUAGUGUUGGCGGAUCCAAUUGUUUGGAAUUUCCGACCUCGACGGAAAUCGAUUCCUUCUAUAUCGUAUAGAGGAAUUUGUAGAGAAUUCAAUUCUCUACAAGAUCAGCUAGCUCUGAUCUCCGGGCAAUGGAUACUUUCUUUUGAAAAAUAUAUUUCUUUUUAUUUUUUUCCGUUUUGAGAUAUUUUCUACUUAGAAUGAAUGGAUCAUGUAAUGGAACUACUAGUUUUUUUUCAACAUUACGUAAAAAAAGUUCCCUUUUCUUUCACGUUAGAAAGUCCAAGUUUUCUUCUCCCUAUAACUUCGUUGGCAAGCAAUCUCAAUGAAACUUUGAUAAUAUUCUUUCUUAUAAUAUUUCACUCUUGUUUGACUAUUUUUUAGAUACAACAGCACCAAAGAAAAACUCAAGAAGUUGCUUUGAUAUUUGUGCUUUUUUGAAGUGAUGUCCCUAAAUAAAAGUGAUCAUAGUCUAAGUUCUAACAGGUAAUCUAGUUGGAUGUUGUGAUUGAUCUCAUGAUUAAACCAUGCCGUUUUUAGAGGCUUUCGUGAUUAUGAAGAUGUAAAAUGUAUUGGCAAAGGUGGCUUUGCGAAAGUAUUCUCAGCAACCAAUAAAUACGAUCUAAGACGUUGUGCAAUUAAGUGCAUCAAGUUAACAUUAACUAACAAGGAAGAUGCUCUUAAAGAAGUACGCGUUUUGGUAGAUUUGUCACAUGAAAAUGUCAUUCAUUAUAUAUAUACUUGGAUUGGCAGUGACCAUGCUGACGAUACUAGAGAUGGAGAUAUCAGUCUUAGAAGUGGAUGUGAUAGCAAGAGUAACUCAUCAUCGAAGCCACUGCGGUCAAAUAAUGACAAUGAUGAAGAGUCGAGUUGGAAUAAUUUGCAAUCCGGAACAGAAAAUAUGACCAUUAAUGACAAAAAGAAAGUUGAUGAAAAAUUUGAUCAUUUACAUGAUGAAGCAAAUAGUGGUUUUACUUUCAAUGAAGAUACUACCAAUGAGAACAAUGACGAUAGUAAAAUGACAUCGAGAAACGAUCGACAACAAAACGAUCUUAUAUCUUCCUCCGGAGCGUUCUUUGAUAUGAUAAAACUUAAAGCACCCAUGAAAGAAUCAUAUGCUUCGAUCUCUUCCCAUUCAAAUACAGAGGAAGUAUCAGUGCAAACGAUCGAAUACUUGUAUAUUGUUACAGAACUAUGCCAUGAACAUACUUUAUAUGAUCGCUUACUACCGGAAAAUCGCCAAAAAGACGAAAUAAAUCGCAUUCGGGGAUUAGAAAUAUUCUAUCAAAUUGUAAAGGGAAUGGCCUAUAUUCAUAAGCAUGUAAAUAAACUGAUUCAUCGUGAUUUGAAACCCAAAAACAUAUUUUUCUCCUUAUCUGACGACCGAAUUAAAAUUGGCGAUUUUGGUUUGGCAAAAAUGAUAAUGACUGAUGAUAAUGACGAAUAUGAUUUGUUAGACAAUAACAAUCAUGCUGUAGUUUCACAAGCUGCUAAUCGAAAAUUGAAUUACAGUAUUACCAAUCCAGCUCGUGGAACACCUUCUUAUAGAAGUCCAGAGCAACAAAACAAUGAGCAACCAACACAGAAAGUUGAUAUUUAUGCAAUGGGUUUAAUCUUGUUAGAAUUACUAUAUUCAUUCUCUACGGAAUCUGAAAGAAAAGAAGUAUAG